UUAACCAGUGCAUGACGGCUUCAUCUCAGCUCCAGCUAAAGAGCAAACCGACAUCAGCUGAGUUAGCCUUGUAGCAAAGGAAUUUAUCAUCACGUAAAAUUCAAGAAUAGCAUUUUACAAAGUUACAUAUUAGCUGUUAAACUAAUGAAAUAGCUGCCAUCUAUCGUAACUACAGAAACACGGCAAAGGCAAAGGAGAAAUAACAAACCCGGCAAACAAAGAGGUCCUUUUUUCAACGACAACAUUUUUCCUCCAUAUUCAAUAGUUAUGAGUCAUGUGGCCGUCGAAAAUGUCCACGGUCUAGAGCAGCAGCUCGCUGUCCUAGACUUAAGUGCGGCAGACGGACAAGGUGGAGUACCUAACCGGCGAUAUAUUCCUCCACAUUUACGGAACGACGCUUCCAAAAAUGCAGGAAAUGCCUUUGCCGCUGGUCGACCUGGUGGCUACACCAUAGCGCCCGCAGCCAACUAUGGUUGGGAUGGGGGCCGCAACAACUUUGUCAAUGGCUACCAUGACAACCGCAUGGCUGGCAACACGUUUAACCGUGGCCCGCCUCGUAUGGAGCGGGGCCGAGGUGGCGUCGGAGGAGGUUACCGAGGCAACAGGGGCGGGGCUUUCAACCCCAUCAACCCACCACAGCCAAUGGCCUUCGGUUGCUAUGAAAAUAAAGACGCAGGCGGCUGGAACACUGCUAAAGACUCCUAUGGCAGUUUUGGCAACAACCGAGGGAAAUCUGCAUUCUUCAAUGACAGAGGCAAUGCUAACAGAGGGAGGUUUGACCAUGGUGGAUUUGGUGGUGGUGGAGGAGGAGGAGGAAACAACCGAUGGGUGGAGGAGUCCAGGGAAGAGGGAGACUGGUCCAAACCAACACCACGUAACGAACGCCUUGAACACGAGUUGUUCUCCGCCAGUAACACGGGGAUUAACUUUGAGAAAUACGAUGACAUUCCUGUUGAGGCCACAGGACAGAACUGCCCUCACCACAUCGAAAGCUUCCAAGAUGUGGACAUGGGUGAGAUUGUCAUGGGUAACAUUGGUCUGAGUCGCUACACCAGACCGACCCCUGUCCAGAAAUAUGCCAUUCCUAUUGUCAAGUCAAAGCGAGACCUCAUGGCCUGCGCACAGACAGGUUCUGGGAAGACUGCAGCGUUCCUGCUGCCGAUUCUCAGCCAGAUCUACACCGACGGACCAGGAGAAGCUCUCAACGCAGCUAAAGCAUCUGGACAGGAGAAUGGGAAGUACGGGCGUCGUAAGCACUUCCCCAUCUCACUGGUAUUGGCUCCAACCAGAGAACUGGCACUGCAGAUAUAUGAUGAAGCCAGGAAGUUUUCCUACCGUUCCAGAGUGCGUCCCUGUGUUGUGUACGGAGGAGCAGACAUUGGCCAGCAGAUAAGAGAUCUGGAAAGAGGCUGCCACCUGCUGGUGGCCACACCUGGAAGACUGGUGGACAUGAUGGAGAGGGGCAAGAUUGGACUAGACUACUGCAACUACCUGGUCCUGGAUGAGGCAGAUCGUAUGUUGGACAUGGGAUUUGAACCACAGAUAAGACGCAUCGUUGAACAGGACACCAUGCCGCACAAAGGCAUCCGACAAACCAUGAUGUUCAGCGCAACCUUUCCUAAAGAGAUCCAGAUCCUGGCCAGGGACUUCCUGGAGGACUACAUCUUCCUGGCAGUGGGCAGAGUGGGUUCAACUUCAGAGAACAUCACUCAGAAGGUUGUGUGGGUGGAGGAGAGCGAUAAGCGAUCUUUCCUCCUGGACCUGCUCAGUGCUACAGUCAUCCCCAGCGAGGUACAGGACAAUUCUGGAGACAACAUAGAGAAACCUGGUAAGGACUCGUUGACUCUGGUUUUUGUGGAGACCAAGAAAGGCGCGGAUGCCUUGGAGGACUUCCUGUAUCGGGAGGGCUACGCCUGCACCAGUAUCCAUGGCGACCGCUCCCAGAGAGACCGAGAGGAAGCCCUGAGCCAGUUCAGAUCAGGAAAAUGCCCCAUUCUGGUGGCCACAGCGGUAGCAGCUCGGGGUCUGGACAUCUCCAACGUGAAACAUGUCAUUAACUUUGAUCUGCCCAGCGAUAUAGAGGAGUAUGUCCACCGUAUUGGACGUACAGGACGAGUUGGAAACCUAGGGCUUGCCACAUCAUUCUUUAAUGAUAAAAAUGGGAACAUAACUAAAGACCUGCUGGACAUUCUGGUAGAGGCCAAACAAGAAGUUCCCUCAUGGCUUGAGAGCCUGGCCUAUGAACACCAGCAUAAGAGCAGCAACAGAGGACGCUCUAAGAGGUUCGCUGGUGGUUUUGGAGCACGUGAUUAUCGUCAGACGGCUGCCGGAGGCCCCGCUGGAGGGUUUGGAGGACGUGGAGGUCGUAACCAGGCAGGACAUGGAGGAACCCGCGGGUUUGGAGGAGGUGGUUUUGGUAACUUCUACACCAGCGACGGCUACGGAGGAAACUACUCACACUCUCAAGUAGACUGGUGGGGCAACUAGGUUCCUCCUUUCCCCCUUUACUCGUCCCUCUUUCUUCUUCUCACAGAUUCCUCCUUCCCUUCUUCACACUUGUCUGGACCUUAUCCAUCUCCUCCCCUUCAUUAACCCAAAGAACCCACGUGCAUGUUAUUAAACUAUUUAUACUCAUUUAUAUAACCCUCCUUCCAUCCCUAUGCACUCAGAUAUUUUAAUUCUUUUCCUUUACCUGUCCUUUCCAUCUUCACCUUUGUCUUUAAUGUCCCCCAUCUUUUCUUCUUUCUUAAUUUUUGGUAAAUCUCACCUCUUACGAUAGGCCACAGUAUAAAGGGAUUUCUUCAAUUUCAUUUGGUGUAAAAUAGUAGCUUACACUAGUUAGCUACCAGUUAGCACCAUCCUUGAGUUUCAGUAAGGACAUUUUGAACUAUUUUCCCUCUGUGGCAAGUGCUUGAAGGAAAAAUAACCAAUUGAAUUAAAGUUCUAGGUGUUUUUUGUUUUUUUUAAACCCCUAAGAUUAGAUGGGCAUUUAAGAUUUACAGUUAGUUGGUUCUACAAAACACCUGUAGAAAACCUGGGGGAAAAUCAUCAUGUUUUUUUUCACUUGAGUUUUGGCUUCAUUUUGUUUUUGUCUGCAUUCACCCAAAGCCAGCCAGGCGUCUUGUGUACCUUCACACGUCAUCUUUGUAUCACGCAUGGCCAUGUUGUAAAUCACCGGCCGAAACCUUUUUCUAAAAUAUAGCGCAGAGAUUGGCAAGAUGUCGAAUCUGAGCAAGAUAUGUCUGCAUAUAAAUUCAAAAAAAGGAACUGGCUGAAUUCUCCUUUUUAUUUACUUAAAAGCGGCCACAGAAACAGAACAUUUUUGGUUUUCUUUUCACCUUUUUUAAAAGAAGUCUUGAUUUACAGAGAUCUGAGAAAGAUGUCUAACAGAGACUGAAGGGACAAGGCUGGACAAACUGAAACACCCAGCCAAUGGGACGCCAGCAGACGUUGUCGCCCAUUAGCAAUGAUGCUAGCAAACAAGCAAUUUUCUUUGUUUGAAACUAAACAUAAUAGAGGAUCAUUUGUUUCUGUACUGUGCCUUUUAAGAAUUUGAACUUUGCCUCUUAUUUCCGUUGUUUUAAUUGCCAUGAUACGUACAUACGUGGCUACAAGUAUUGGCCAACUGUGACAAAAAGUGUAUUUAAUGUCAUGUAUGGGUUUAAACGUGUUUUUCUUUAUUUAUAUUUGGAAGGAAACAAACUAGGCUUGAACUAAAUCAAACCUUGGCAAAAAAAAAAAAAAUAAUCAAAAACUGCGAUGAGAAAACUCAAAGCAAUUCCUUAUCUGUUUAUUGGAGUUCAAAUUCGUCAGUAGACGAAUGACCUAUGUGUGACCUAUAUGUCACAUAUAUCUACAGCUUUGGUUUGAGCUUGAGCUUGAGUUUCUCAAAGGCAUCUUGUCACUAAUUGUUGGGUCACCUUACGUCAGUUACAGAGCCACUGAGAGAGAGGUUGGCAGCAGUCAUUUUAUUUGAUGUUAAUUCUCUUACCAUUCAGACAUGUGGUUGACAUGUGGCAGAAGUCUUUGGUAUCUCCCAGUGAGCAUUGCAUAAAUGUUUCCAAGCAUAGCAAUAAUUUCAAGAUCAGUGCUCUUGGAUAAUAUUGGCCAAAAAAAGGGUCUUUUCACAGUAUGACAAUUAUCUAUGCUAUGAACUAGGAAAGGCUGUAACCAUAUCCAGCAAUGAUGUGAGUAAUGCUACAACAUUUUUACAGUAUAGACAUUAAAACCACUACAUGGCUGCUGCUGAAAGCAACAGUUAACCAAAGGUGGCUGUUCAGCUGACUCUUAGUGCCACCAUGCUUUGGGAAACCGGCUCCGCUUCCACCACAAACAUCGAAACCCUUGUUUGCCAAAAGCUUCUUUCAGGGGGGAUACACAACUUAAACGCUUAAGAGUUCAAAAGUUUCUCGCUCACUCUAUCCUGGAGAGUUGCAUGAAGAGUCUUCUCUAAAAUAAAUCAUUCCAGUUUAUUCGUUAGGUCAAGAUCUGUUCGGGGUCUGCGACAAAAGUGAAGACUUGGAUGAUCUAGCCUAACCCAUUUCACAGCAGGGACAGCUCAGUUCCAGCCGUGUCCAUAGGACUGGCAUUGCUUACUUGGAUCAUGUAUUGGAGGCUUAAAGUUUUUCCCCAAACUGUGCCUGCACCUUGUGAUUAGUUCACGUGUGACGCCAUCUUCUUUAUCCAGAUUUUAGUAAUUUUUCUUACACACCAAAUGUAACUAUGUAGCUUGUGCUUAAGAUUUGCAUACACUCUGAUUCUUCCUAUUCCUUCAACACAUACGAGCCCAUUAUGUUCUAUUCCUCUAUGCUACUUCUGUCUGUAAGUCAGGCUGGUGUUUGCUGCACUUUGGCUAGCACUUUAACUAAGCUACGAAUGUUAAAAAGACAACUAGCGCAUAGCACAGUAAGAUACAAGGCCGGUAAAGUGUGCUAGUGGAAAAUUGGCACAACAGAACUGAAAAUCUUUGACUACAACAUGUAAGAAGAUCACAUGAUUAUUUUUCUUGUGGUCAUGUAAUCAAUGCCGGAUCCCUGGUCAGCCCGACUCAGCCCUGCUGUGAAACCAGACAUCCAUGUUUCAUCCCUGAUUGAACUUCUAAAAGGAACGCCACUGUACAUUUGGACGGUUCAGUGGUAAAAGUCCAAUCCCCCACUGUGUCAAUUAGCAGCAGAAUAAGACGAAAAAUGCUCUGUUGCUACCUGGUGGGAAAAUUGUAGAUUUACGUCAGGGUCUUAAUUGUUUUUGUUUACAUUUACAUUUUUAGUGAAGUAAAAUAUAGAUUAAAUGUAAAUAGUGCAACUCUUCUUCACACAAAAGAGAAGAAUCUCCACUGAAAAAGAAUGUGAAUUACAAGUGAAAAAACACUUGUGUAGAAAAUCACGUUUGAUCACUCGACGUCGGACCAGGCAGUGUCUGGUGAGCCUAGCUUAGUGGGCAAUUUGAACAUGGUCGGCAGGUUAAUUAUUUAGAAAUAUUAUUUACAGAAAGUACGUGUUUACACAUGCCAAAACCUAUAACGGGAAUUGAUUUACAAAUAAAUGCUCACGAGGCAGAUUCCCUCAAAUUGCCCACUGGCUUUGACAAAUGACAAGGCGGGACCAAGACAAUAAAACAUAUGCAAGUGUUGUUGUUUUUUGGUCAAGGAGUUAAAAAUGCCGAGCAAAUGGAUACAAUUCUACAGCAGGCUUUCGUUAUGUUAGAACUCAAAUAUUUUGCCGUCACCUAUGAUUUUCUUCUUUUUUUUUUUUUUUUAGACCACUUUUUUUAAUCCGAGGUCGUAUUUGUGUCGAUCAGUUUCCCUCGAGUACAGUUUGUAGGGAGUUUCGGGAAACUAGUUGGCUUUGACAUCAGUUUUUGAAGUGUUUCAGGCUGAGUAAUGCUGGAGGAGUCAGGAUUCAAGCAGACUUUAUCUCACUAAGCCCGUUUCACCUUCUAGUGGUUAAAAUGAGGGGCCAGUUUAAAGAGAGGCUACGUACAAGGACAGUUGAUAUAGGAUGCAAUGAUGCAACAUGUCCAACUGCUCCCCAUAAUUACUUCAAAACAAACCAUAAACUGAAAAUGAGUAAAUAAGUUUGCAUUAUCUUUCAGCUGUGUAGGAUUAACUGUCUUUGUAGCACAGAGCAUUGUCUUGUCGCUAUUGUUCAACUUGCACUCAAAUUCAGGCUAAACUACUGUAAACGCCACUUAAAACAGCGAUUUAAUUGUUGACCAGAACUGUGUUCGAGGUGUCCCAAUAGCUGAUUUUAGCACCAUUUUCUGAGGCCAUGAUAUUAAAAAUCCCACAUUUUAAUUUCUCCUGCAGCAAUGGUGGAUAGCCUCUAUCUUAGAGAGAGAGCUGUUGCUUCUCAGCAUGAAGGAAUAACCAGCAAGAAGAUACAAUUUAGUAACAGGACAAUACGUUAAGCUAAGUUGAAGAUAACAUUGCAAAUGACAAUCAAUUAUGAAGGAUUUGCUUAGGUCAAUACACACUUUACACAGCAACACAACUCUUGUUAACAGUCUUCGGGACGCCUCUACAUGUAGAAGUUUUCUAAAACAGCUGUCUAGUUGACAGUAGUUUCAUAACUGUAAAAUUUAAAACAUUGAGGAGACAGAUCUGCACAGGCAGACGACUCAAGCAUGUUACCUUCCAGUUACGCUCUUGGAUUUUGUUACAGUCCAACUUUUAAAUAUUGACUGAAUAGCAGUUUGAAUGUCUGACUGAAUUGUCUACUGACCGUCUUAUGUCCCUGUGCGGGAGGAGACGGCUGUUGCCAACCAGAAACUUGUGCAGUCUCUUGUGUUUUAGUAGUAAUGGAAAGUAUGCUUAAAUUCUGUUUUUGCUGCCAAAAGUCAAAGGCAUACCUUUUUUAGAAAGACACACAGUGAGGUAAAGCCACUGGAAGGAAUCUGGUUCAGUGUGGAGACAUCGCUGUGCCUUCUAACAGCCACUAGGGGGCAGAUAGAAUAACGGUGUUUAAAGGAAGAAACCCCUGUUCAUUUCACAUGCUGUGAUAAAAAAAAAAAAGAAAAAUGCCUGGAAUUGCUGAUAUAAUACAAAAUAUGAGCUAAUUGUUGACUGCUGAUAGUGCAGAAAGAAAUGUGUUUUACAGCAGGGAGUCAUGGAAGGUAAAACUUCCGUUUACCUUUUCAUCUUGUUUGUAGAGCAAUCUUGUCUAGUAGUGUUCAAAAUACGCACAUAUAUAUGCAAUUUACUUAAGUGUUUUUCUAGGGCCGACAGAUCAUAUCUGUCAGCUGUAAUUACCAUUGAAGUGUGUUGAAGCAACACCCCCGCCCCCCCACCUCAAAAUGCCCCCUGGGCUCCGAACUUCUGCAGUAAGUGCAAUAGAGAUCAACUACUUGUGGCUUGCUUUCACUUUGCUGUCACUGAAAUUCUCUGCAUGAGCUUUGUUAGGGCCGUUUUCGGUCUGUGCACCGUUUAGGGUGAGAGCAGAAACUGGCACAAGUGAAAUCAGCCCAAAGUCUGACGUGUGCACAGUGCCUUGAGUUGACUGAAUCACUGAUGUGUUGGUUAGGGCUGGGUAUUUUUUCACUACAGAUGAAAUAAACAAUUCCUUUUAAUAGUACAGAUACAGAAAUGAAUGCAUGCAGUAGGAGCGGGUAUGCAUGUGGCGUCACUGUACCACACCCAUCCCCCCCCCCCCCUAUAAUGGUAAACACACUAGUGUUGAGUGUAGCGGGGUGCGUUAAAGCAUUGCUGCAAACAUGUCCACGUUUAGGAGCUGUUGUGCAAUAGAUGGCAUAAACAGAUUAAGAAACAAUUCAUUCACAAGUUAGCAUGCUUUGUUAGCAUUUAGAUGUUCCUGCACGUAACCUCACAGGGCAGACAGAAUGGUUUUAGUGUCUCUCGCUGUUCGUCUUGUUCAAGUUAGUUGUUUGCCAUAGCGGGUCGGUUUUCACCACUCAGUAGUGUGGGAAUCGUGUAAAUAAAUCUUAACCCUCUACCGUAACUGAGCUUUAAUGUUAACAUUUGUUUUGAUCCCCAGCUUUACUAAUCUAAAGUAGACUAUGCUCAGUUUCAAUCCUCUGGAAGAAAAGUUAUCAUUU
Etheostoma spectabile (orangethroat darter) is the source of this 8049-nucleotide messenger RNA. Its product is annotated as ATP-dependent RNA helicase DDX3X. Lineage: Eukaryota; Metazoa; Chordata; Actinopteri; Perciformes; Percidae. The coding region runs from base 268 to 2487 and encodes 739 amino acids. Gene Ontology annotation, molecular function: RNA helicase activity; nucleic acid binding; ATP binding. The transcript has 20 exons. The record is from RefSeq and is a predicted model, not a curated record.